AUGUCCAAUUCUAGCUCCGUCGCCAAUCUCGGUCCCGAUUUCGACCCCUAUGAGCAGUUGAUCACCAUCUUCAACAAGAAUGGCUCCAACGUGACCGUGCCAUUGAGCCAGUUAGACGUCUAUGUGCAGUACAAUGUCCGCAUCUGCAUCAAUUAUGGCUGCCAGCUCGGUGCUUCUCUCGUGCUGUUCGUCAUUCUGCUCCUUCUCACCCAGCGCGAGAAGCGUGGCUCAUCCGUCUUCCUCUUCAAUGCCAUGGCAUUGGUCUUCAAUAUCAUCCGUCUGGUCUUCCAAACGGUCCAUUUCGAUACCGGAUUUGAAAAGAUCUAUCCCUACUUUACCUUUGAUUAUUCGGCCGUCGAGACCGGUGCCUAUGUCGUUUCCAUCUUCUCAACCGUCUUCACCAGCCUUCUCGUCGUCUGCAUCCAGCUUUCUCUGAUGCUCCAGACCCAAGUCGUCUGUUCGACCCUCCGUCGACGAUACCGAGUUGCCCUCAUCGGUCUUUCCUCCAUCGUGGCACUCGUGCCAAUUGGAUUCCGCUUUGGGUGGAUGGUGAUGAACUGCAUCUACAUCAUGAAUGCUGCGUAUAUGUCGGCGAUCUGGUGGCUAGAGAGCGCAGCCAACAUUACCAUCACUAUCAGCAUCUGUUUCUUCUGCGCAGUAUUUGUCACGAAGCUGGGCUUUGCCAUCCGACAGCGCAAGCGACUGGGAGUUCGCGAGUUCGGUCCGAUGAAGGUGAUCUUUAUCAGCGGAUGCCAGACGCUCACCAUCCCGGCCAUCUUUUCCAUCGUUCAAUACCAGGUUGUCGUCCCAGAGCUCGCCUCAAAUCUUCUCACCUUGGUGACCAUUUCCCUGCCUCUCUCUUCCAUCUGGGCCGGCGCUGCUCUCGAUCGCCGAGGCACAAAUUCCACUACCGCCCCGCGUCGCAAUCUAUGGAAGUCGCUUGCAUUCGGAGAGGACAGCACCCUCAAGGGGACCGUUGUAAGCGAGCAAACUUCCUCGUCAAUGAGCCCCAGCAGCGCGGCUAAAACCCUCUGCUAUGCGGAUCGCCCGCAUAAGCCCUCCCAGGACUCGGAUACUCCGUUUGGUAUUACCAUCGAACAUGAUAUCUCCAUUGACAGCAUCCGCCGGGACCCGUCCAUCGUCUGA
Molecule: messenger RNA, 1146 nt
Organism: Penicillium cosmopolitanum
Lineage: Eukaryota; Fungi; Ascomycota; Eurotiomycetes; Eurotiales; Aspergillaceae
Gene: preB
Product: alpha-factor pheromone receptor STE2
Exons: 1
Coding region: 1-1146 (381 amino acids)
Biological process (GO): G protein-coupled receptor signaling pathway
Cellular component (GO): membrane; G protein-coupled receptor homodimeric complex
Molecular function (GO): pheromone binding; mating-type factor pheromone receptor activity
Source: RefSeq, a predicted model, not a curated record